Nematostella vectensis (starlet sea anemone) is the source of this 1673-nucleotide messenger RNA. Its product is annotated as dynein regulatory complex subunit 2. Gene Ontology annotation, biological process: axonemal dynein complex assembly; regulation of cilium movement; cilium-dependent cell motility. Gene Ontology annotation, cellular component: axonemal dynein complex; axoneme. The coding region runs from base 98 to 1594 and encodes 498 amino acids. NCBI's taxonomy places the organism in Eukaryota, Metazoa, Cnidaria, Anthozoa, Actiniaria, Edwardsiidae. The record is from RefSeq and is a predicted model, not a curated record. The transcript is spliced from 14 exons.
UGCGGUGUUGUUAUUAGCAACAGAAACAAGACGACCAUUUUGUAACAAAGACUUCAACUUUAUAUUUUUCUGUUUUCGUGGUUAUAAUAGCGUAAAUAUGGCUCCAAAAAAGAAGAAAUCAGGAAAGAAGAAAUUAGCAAAGAUGACUGAGGAGGAGAGGCGUAUUUAUAUGGAACAAAAGCGAUUAGAGGAGGAAGAAAUGCGGAAAAAGAAAGAAGAUAUGUUGACACAAUUUCUAAAAGAUAAAUUAGCGAAAGAAGAAAAAAGUUCGAGGUUUAAUCUAAACAAAUUGCAAAAUCAAUGGAGAGUCAUCAUGAGAGAAGCCAAAGCUCAAGAUUUGAAAAAAGACAUUGAAAUUCUCAGUCAGACGUUUGAGCGAGUGAUUGACAGGAAGGAAGCCAUUAUAAAGUCCCUUGUAAAGGAUAUCGAGGAGGCGGAGGAGCAGUAUCAGAUGGCUCUACGGAGUCAUCUGCAAAACGUCGAUAGACUCAUAGAUCUUCAAUACAGACGGUUGCAUGAACUUGGUAGUGAAUUUAACCAAGAACAAGAAAUACUAAAGGAGGAAUUUGACACAGAAAGGGCUAGGAUUGUCUCACAGCACAAAAAAGAGAUGCAUGACAUUCAAGACAUCAUGUUUGCCAUGGAAGAGGAGUGGAAUGAACAAGACAGUGAAGCCAAACAGGACUUUCAAAGCCUCCGUGAUGAGAUCAAGAAUAAGAAUAUUGAAGAGAAGCAUGCUCUUAGGAUUCAACUGGAAGGGACAGUGGAGGACUUAUGGAGGCAAUUUCAACAGGCUCUGAAAAACUAUAAUGAAACCACAGAAGAGAGAAAGUUAGCAUUUGAGAACCUAAAAGCCAAAGAUGAGAAAAGUGCCAAAGAGAUAGAGACACAGAUGAGAAAACUACAAAGAAUACAGGACAACAUUUCCCAGCUUAAAGCCAAGAUGGCAUCCAAUGCAAGGGAGUGUGAUGAAAGAAAUCGAAUGAUAAAAGAGCAAAGAGAGGUGGUUGGUGCACAGUUCCAUGAACUUAAAGCUGAGAUGAACAAAAUGCGAGAAGCAGAGAGAGCUCAGCUGACUCAACUCACACUACAGAGUAACGCAGCCAUAAAAGAGUUACAGAGAAAACAUGAAAAGGGUGAAAGAAUUUUGAAGUUGUCUGAGAUGUGUCGCAAGCUGGAGACAGAACAGGAGAAGGUGUUGCCAUUCUAUGCUUCCUCCCUCGGUGUCGAUGAAGAGGAGGAUGUAGCGGCUGCAAUGCAGGAGGCACCCUCUGAACCACUGGCAGAGGUUUUGCAUGAAUACUCAUCCUUAGAGAAUUUCUGGAAGCGCUACAAUAAGGUUCUUCUUGACAAGCUUGCAUUGGAUAAAGAAAAGCACACUUUACUACAGGAGAAUCAGCAGCUAAGAGCUAUUCUCAAGCAAUACCUGGAUGGUAUUUCAGUAAACGAUGAAAUUCUCAGCAAUAAUAACCCACUUUUCAUUGUUAAUAGCAAGACCAAUGUCAAGUUAUCUAUUCCUGUCAUGGAUCCCAGAAUCAAGAGAUCUGGCCCAACAGUUGUGGAAGCGGCACAUGUCAUCAAGCACACAAUCUAGGCUGCUCAAUUUAGAAGAGGGAGGUGUAAAUAGUAGAUAUGUUAGAUUUUUAUCCUUGUAAAUAAAAGGAGUGCUAUUA